GUGCGCGGCUGCUGUCGCAGAGUGAUAACGUGUGCGUCAGGCUGGGACUGUCAGUCAGAGUGCGGCCGGGGUUCGGGCCGAGUGGCCCGCUGGGCCGGUGCCGCUAUGGCGGCUGUGUUUGAUCUGGACUUGGAGACGGAGGAAGGCAGCGAGGGCGAGGGAGAGCCGGAGUUCAGCCCCACGGACGUGUGUUCCCUUUCCGAAUUGAGGACUGCUGGCCUGGAGCCUGUGGGACACUAUGAGGAGGUGGAGCUGACUGAGACCAGCGUGAACCUGGGCCCUGAGCGCAUUGGGCCCCACUGUUUUGAGCUGCUGAGUGUGUUGGGCAAGGGAGGCUAUGGAAAGGUGUUCCAAGUGCGAAAGGUACAAGGCACCAACUUGGGCAAAAUAUAUGCCAUGAAAGUCUUAAGGAAGGCCAAAAUUGUGCGCAACGCCAAGGACACAGCACACACACGGGCUGAGCGGAACAUCCUAGAGUCAGUGAAGCAUCCCUUCAUUGUGGAACUGGCCUAUGCCUUCCAGACUGGUGGCAAACUCUACCUCAUCCUUGAGUGCCUCAGUGGUGGCGAACUCUUCACACAUCUGGAGCGAGAAGGCAUCUUCUUAGAAGAUACAGCCUGCUUCUACCUGGCCGAGAUCACACUGGCCCUGGGCCAUCUCCACUCCCAAGGCAUAAUCUACCGAGACCUCAAACCCGAGAACAUCAUGCUCAACAGCCAGGGCCACAUCAAACUGACCGACUUUGGACUCUGCAAGGAGUCGAUCCAUGAGGGCGCUGUCACUCACACCUUCUGUGGCACCAUUGAGUACAUGGCCCCUGAGAUCCUCGUGCGCAGUGGCCACAACCGGGCUGUGGACUGGUGGAGUCUGGGGGCCCUGAUGUACGACAUGCUCACUGGAUCGCCACCCUUCACCGCAGAAAACCGGAAGAAAAUCAUGGAUAAGAUCAUCAAGGGGAAGUUGGCGCUGCCCGCCUACCUCACCGCAGAUGCCCGGGAUCUUGUCAAAAAGUUCCUGAAGCGGAAUCCCAGCCAGCGGAUUGGGGGUGGCCCAGGGGACGCUGCUGAUGUGCAGAGACACCCCUUCUUCCGGCACGUGAAUUGGGAUGACCUCCUUGCCCGCCGUGUGGACCCCCCUUUCAGGCCCUGUCUGCAGUCAGAGGAGGACGUGAGCCAGUUUGAUACCCGCUUCACACGGCAGACGCCCGUGGACAGUCCGGACGACACGGCCCUCAGUGAGAGCGCCGACCAGGCCUUCCUGGGCUUCACGUACGUGGCGCCCUCCGUUCUGGACAGCAUCAAGGAGGGCUUCUCUUUCCAGCCCAAGCUGCGCUCCCCCCGGCGCCUCAACAGCAGCCCCCGGACCCCUCUAAGCCCCCUCAAGUUCUCCCCCUUUGAGGGGUUCCGGCCCAGCCCCGGCCCGCCAGAGCCCAUGGAGCCACCUCUACCUCCAUUGCUGCCGCCACCGCCGCCGCCACCACCCUCGAGCACUGCCCCGCUCCCCAUCCGUCCCCCCUCAGGGACCAAGAAGUCCAAGCGGGGCCGUGCGCGCCCCGGGCGCUAGAAUCGGUGGGCAUGAGCAGCUGUUGGGGCCCCUCCCUGCAGGCCGUGCAGGCAGCAGGACUCGGGCCGUUCCACAGACCUCGGGUGUCUGUGGGUGGAGAGCGAGUGCGUGUCUUUGCGGGCGUGGCCAGGCCCCUGAAUCAUGGUUAUGGAGGGCUACAGGCUGCGACUGCUGGAGCAAGGGCUCCGCUGCCCCCCAGGCCCCAUACAGCUGUGCCUGUGGGGAAUUAAAGGACUGAAUCAUGGCA
This is a messenger RNA of Microcebus murinus (gray mouse lemur), 1810 nucleotides long. It is a transcript of the gene RPS6KB2, whose product is annotated as ribosomal protein S6 kinase B2. Gene Ontology annotation, biological process: signal transduction; protein phosphorylation. Gene Ontology annotation, molecular function: ATP binding; protein serine/threonine kinase activity. Lineage: Eukaryota; Metazoa; Chordata; Mammalia; Primates; Cheirogaleidae. The record is from RefSeq and is a predicted model, not a curated record.